AUGCAGAUUUCCCGUUGUGGCAUUCAUGGGUUCCAUGAAGUGCUCGGAAUCGACACAGACGAACUGCGAUUCCACUGGACAAUUGAGACAGAAGAUCAGGAUGCAGCUCAACUCGCAUAUCGCAUUGUGGUAGCAACCGACGAAGAGCUUUCAAACAUCAUUUGGGACUCCCAGCGCGUUGAAAGCAAUGCGCAACGAAACGUUCUCUGUAAGCCCGAGAAUGGCUUCCAAUCCAUCACCAACCACUUCUGGAGAGUCACAGUGUGGGACCAGAGUGACGCUGCCCACCAGAGCGCCGUGAACCAUUUCUUCACAGCCUAUCCACGAUCCCACCUCCUGCCACCCUACAGCAUGAACCAGACCUACAUGCCGCAUACGAGUCUGAUUUUUAAAUCCUGGUUCGAAGAUGCUGCAAACCGCUGGAAAGCAGUUUGGAUCGGUGACGGAGGCGACAAGCCGAUCUAUCUCCGGAAAUCUUUCCAACUUGCCCGCAAGCCCGAACGCGCAAUUCUCUUCGCCUCCGGGCUCGGUCACUUCAAUAUGUCUGUUAACGGCCAGCCUGCGUCCGAUCACCGCCUUGAUCCUGGUUGGACAAAUUAUCACCGUCGUGUUCAAUUUACCUCCUACGAUGUGACGGGGCAUUUGGGUGCAGGAGACAAUGCGCUGGGCGUUCAUCUGGGCAAUGGAUUCUACGCUGGUGAGAAGGGCGGAGAAGGCCGGUUCUUCUGGCCCAUGUAUGAAGACAAUACGUACGUGCGCUACGGAAAUGAGCUAUGCUUCUUUGGAGAACUGCAUCUCUUCUACGGGGAUGGUGAACGCGAGGUUUUGAUCUCCGAUGCUUCUUGGAAGACCAGAAAGAGUGCCACGACACUAGCAAAUAUCUACGCCUCAGAAGACCACGAUCGGCGUCUGUAUCCUGCUGGCUGGGAUUGUGCUACUUUCGACGACUCUGACUGGGCGCCUAUCAAGCCUCUGACUGGACCCAGGGGGCAUAUCUUUUAUCAGAGUCAACCUCCUGUUGUGCUGCACGAAACUUUCGAGCCCGUAAAGGUGCACAGUCCCAAGAAGGGCGUUGUGUGCUAUGACUUGGGUCAAAACUCUUCGAUUUCAGUUGAACUUGCAGUUCAGGGAGUGGCUGGCUCGGAAAUCGUUGUUCGAUACUCCGAGACUGUCAAUGAUGAUGGCACAGUCUUGAUGCCAGACCCUCUAUUCAAGGAAUUUGAAACGGGUGUCUUCUCAAAAAUUACAUUGGCUGGUACUGGUCAGGCCGAGAUCUGGGAGCCUGACUUCAGUUUCACAAGCGCAAGAUACAUUCAGGUCGAAGGCGUCUCACUGAACCCUGAUGAUGAAUUGCCUGUCAUUCAUUCCGUUGUUGGCCGUCACAUUUCAUCAGCGGCGAGAAAGCUUGGAACAAUGACGACUGACAAAGAAGAUGUCAAUCAGUUGUUGAACGCACUUUACUGGACCUUCAGCAGCAAUCUGUUCAGUUAUCACACAGACUGCCCGCAAAUCGAGAAGUUUGGCUGGCUGGAAGUCACCCACUUGCUCGCUCCCGCUACUCAAUACAUUCGGGACAUGGAAUCCCUAUACACAAAGAUCCUAGAUGAUAUCCUUGACAGCCAAGAGCCCAGUGGUCUCGUGCCUACAAUGGCCCCCGAGAUUCGCUACAUGUGCGGCCCUCUGCAUGACACCAUUACCUGGGGAUGCGCUUUGUGUCUCCUGCCAGAUAUCCUUCGCCAGUACUACGGCUCUACGCAUGUCAUCAAAAAGGUCUACCCAGCUGCUGUGCGCUAUAUGGAAUACAUACAGACAAAGGAACGGAAGGGCGGCCUCAUCGAGCAUGGUCUUGGUGACUGGGGUCGAGGUAUCGCCUUCGGAAACAACCAAGCGAACAUCGAAACAGCAAUUUACUACCGCUGUCUCCAGUGCGUGGAGAUGAUGGCCCAACAGCUGGGCAAGCUCGAAGACGCCCAGCGAUUCAAGACCUGGUCUGCCCGCAUCUACGAGACCUACAACCAGCACCUCCUAGUCACAGACGACACCACCCGUCCAUAUGCCUACUACACGUCCCUCGACAACUAUCCAGCACGAGACUGCGAUGCGAUUGCGCAGUCAAUGGCCCUGCAAUUUGGACUCGUACCUGAAGCACACAAGAAAGAUAUCAUGACUGCGUUCCUGGAAGAUGUAGCAGACGGCAAAAUACGUGCGGGAGAAAUUGGUCUCCGCUUCCUAUUCAACACCCUUGCCGACGCAAACCGCCCCGAUCUCGUCUUGAAGAUGGCAAGACAGGAGGAGCACCCUUCUUAUAUGCGGUUCCUACGGCGUGGCGAGACCACGCUCUUGGAGUUCUGGCAAGACGCAUGUCGGAGCAAAUGCCAUGACAUGUUGGGUACAAUCUAUGAGUGGUUCUAUGCUGCGGUCCUUGGAUUGAAACCCGUGCAGGAAGCAUACCGGACAUUCUCGGUUGAGCCACCUUAUGCAUCUGAGUUUGACUUUGUGAAGGGCUCCGUGGACUGUCCAUAUGGAUUGAUUGAGAUUGAGUUCAAGCGUGAGGGCAGCUCUGUGAAUUUGCAGCUGAGAGUUCCCUUUGGAACGAAGGCAACUGUCAAGCUUCCUGGUGAUAUGAAGAAGGCCUUAUGCCAUGGGAAGGUAGAAGAGUCUGUGACCGGAGACGAGUUGGUGUUGAGUCAUGGUUUGUAUACUGUAUCUAUUGAGCUAUAG
Molecule: messenger RNA, 2721 nt
Organism: Penicillium brevicompactum
Lineage: Eukaryota; Fungi; Ascomycota; Eurotiomycetes; Eurotiales; Aspergillaceae
Exons: 1
Coding region: 1-2721 (906 amino acids)
Biological process (GO): carbohydrate metabolic process
Source: RefSeq, a predicted model, not a curated record